UUAGAAGACGCCUAUUUCACCUUCGAUCGCCACAAUGGGGAAAUCGUUGCGUUCCACUUGAGCAGAGUGUUAGACAUGCGAAUGGCGCCGCUCACUGUGGGUCGAAAAAUAUCUCUGGAAACCGAAAUUUUGCCCGUUUCGACGCAGAGACUUUCGGAUACAAUAUUCCGGAAUGAGGACGGAGAUCUCUGCUAUUUCGGAAACUGCGAGUUCUGCGAUAGGAAAUGGCCGGCGUGCGAGGAGGACCAGUACCUAGAGGGGGCUGUGGUCCUGUGGCUUCCCGAACAUUACGUAGCGUCCGAGCCACACCAUCCGUGGGGAAGGACUUAUAUCAAAGGCAAGCUCGCCGACUGGGAAAAGGACGCGAAUUACUGCCAGGCUGUCCUUCACACCCUCCUUUCUCCGAGGAAACUUCUGGAUCUCAUUGACGUGUCGGUUUUCGAUUUCCUGAUCCAGAAUGUUGACAGACAUCACUUCGCGCAGACGUCGCGGGCGGACGACUCGCCUGUGGUUCUGAUAGACAAUGCGAAGAGUGUCGGAAAUGCCUUUGUUGACUGGAUGGACAUCCUGGCGCCAAUUCUACAGUGUUGCAGAAUGCGAAGGACGACCUACGAAAAGCUAAUCUUCCUGAGCGGCGGCGGGUUAUCCCAGGUCAUGGAGGAACUGCUGAGGUUUGACCCCGUGGCGCCUGUCCUCACCCCCGCCCACCUUCGCGCCUUUGACCGUCGAAUCCUGCACGUCUUGGCUGCCAUGAGAGCGUGCAUGACCGAGAAGGGCGGCUGGGAUGGUGUCCUCUUUUAAUGGUUAAUGGUUAAUGGUUAAAAGCGAUAAAUGGUUAAUGGGUAAAAUUAAUAGAUGUGGUAGAUCACGUUUCUUUGUUAGAAGGGGAAACAGACCGUUUUUUUCUCAUUUUUCUCUGGAUAUAUGCCUUAAAUGGUUGGGUUAAUGGUUAAUGGUUGGAAUGAAUAAAUGUGUAGAUAAUGUUUUUUUUUUUUGGAACGUUCGGAGGCGUACGUUUUCUUCUCUCGAUACAUUCCAUUGCUUGGUGAAUGUUCUUUGUUCUUGUGAUAAUAUGAGGUUCUGUCGUUGAGUACAAUAAUGAUUCAUUCAUUGAUUUUCAUAGUUAAAAAAAAGGCAACUUAGGUAUUAUUGCAGCUGCUUAUCUGAUUUUAUUUUGCUUGUCUCCAUGGUAUUUUUUUCUGCGAGCGAGUCUGAUAAAUUUUAGAUAUUUAAAUGGCAAUUUUAUAUGACUAUGCGAUUGAUACGAUAUGAAGAAAAAUGUAUGUAUUGCGUUUGUUUACUUCUCGAGCUGGUCAGUAAAGGCGCUGUCACACUAGCACUUUUUCCGUCAAUUUUUUAACAAUUUUAUUUAACAUUAAUACAGA
This is a messenger RNA of Penaeus vannamei (Pacific white shrimp), 1385 nucleotides long. NCBI's taxonomy places the organism in Eukaryota, Metazoa, Arthropoda, Malacostraca, Decapoda, Penaeidae. The record is from RefSeq and is a predicted model, not a curated record.